Owenia fusiformis is the source of this 405-nucleotide messenger RNA. The record is from the annotation of a GenBank genome assembly. Lineage: Eukaryota; Metazoa; Annelida; Polychaeta; Sabellida; Oweniidae.
AACUGGACUCUCUACUCGGUUUACUGGGGACAUAGCAGUUGAGAAUGCUUUGUUUCUCAAAUAGUCUUGACUGUUACAUUGCUGUGUUAUGACAAUGGUGUAUUAUAUGAGUGUAACCAUGAUGAGGGUAUUGCUGUCCUGUUGCUUGGUUGCCAUGGUGAUGUCAGACAUUGACUUUGGUUACCAUGACUACGAUGCAUUGACAGCAGCAAUGAGAGCUAUUGAACAAAACAACUCUGGGAUUGCCUACAUGUACUCAGCAGGGAAAUCUGUGCAAGGGCGUGACCUCUGGGUGAUGACCUUGGGAGAGAAACCACUUCAGCACCUCCCCCUCAGGCCAGAAGUGAAAUAUGUUGGCAAUAUGCAUGGGAAUGAGGUUGUAGGCAGAGAAAUGUUGCUCCAUCU